Babesia ovata is the source of this 666-nucleotide messenger RNA. RefSeq lists its product as uncharacterized. The record is from RefSeq and is a predicted model, not a curated record. The transcript has 3 exons. Lineage: Eukaryota; Apicomplexa; Aconoidasida; Piroplasmida; Babesiidae. The coding region runs from base 1 to 666 and encodes 221 amino acids.
AUGUCUACAUACUUCCCGAAGAGCCUGAAAAAUAAGGCUAAAAGCACGUUACCUGUAGUAAAGCAAUCGUUGCUGCUACCUCGCCUGCGCCCGGCUAAGUCGCUGUAUGAUACUGCAAAUGUACACCCUGUGUUAAGCAGGGGUUAUCCGGUGUUCGACACCAUUUUCGACACCCUAAAUGACAAGGCCAGCGGGCUGCGCAAGUACAAACCGAAACAGGAGCGUCCUGUUGUGCGGACAGACUACAAUGCUGACAAUAUGCACGAGAUGAACCAUAGGUUCAGGUUCAAGCUGGCGGGCACGUUUAAUGGUGAGGUUGGUAUGGCAGUAAUAUAUCGUUCGGCAGCGAAAAGCUUCGAAAGCGAGCUCGAGUCGCACUGCAACCAGCUGUUUCUGGUUGGCUGGAUAAAGUGCCGACGCUACUUCGCCAUCGGCCACUUGCAGGGCAACGUCAUCGCAACGAGCUACAUGAAGCGCUGGAUGCAAAUAUCCGGUGCGAAGAGUGCGCAUUUUAAUAGUGCCGUAUUUUUCGACGAAAAUUAUGCGAUACCCAAGUUGGACUACCAGGAGCUUACGGUGGUGCGCGACUACCGCAAACCCCAAAAGAAGGCCCAGCACCAGCGUGCGGUUGAGGAGCGCCGCGGGGUGCACGGACUACUGGCAUAG